CAGGAGGCGACAGCAGCGGGGACACUGGCUUUCUCGGCGGCUUCCAAGAAGUGGCAAUGCUGCUCAACUGCCUUGGGAGCCAGUCGGUGGUGAGCGAUUCUCCGGGACGCCACCAUGCCCACCCUUCUGCUCAGGCCUCGCUGCCCCUCGCCACGCCGAGCGACAGGAAAGCGUCUGCGCUCCCGACCGCUACAAGCAUGAAGAGGGCGACUCCCCUCAGCAGCGGAAGCCUGCAGCACCUUCGGGUGGCCUCGGAUAAGCUUGGGGAGGAGUCAGAGCGCGAGGCCUUGCCAAAUGAAGGCCCAGGCGUUCAUGAUCUGGUCCUGUGCCCGCCUGCGUAUUGCCACCACAGGAGUGAGCCUCACAAAAGCAACUCCCUGCCUAGGCCGCGGGCCGCCACCCUCGUCAUCAACAGCGUGAAAGAUGAAAGCUUGGACUGCGUCACGCGAAGACUUGCCGAGACAUACCAUCAUUCCCUCAGGAGAUACAAGAGCGUAGGCUGCAGAACCGAGGCUUCGGGGUCCUGUUGCGCGCCUUCUCUAGAAGGCUUCGAAACAACCCAAUCUGUGGCGCUGCUCCGACCGCAGGAUGUGUGUCGUGCCUGCAUCACCGUCUCGCUCCGGCACCAAGAGAGAGCAAAGCCACAUAGCAUCCCUUCCCGGAGCUUAUCUGCCUCGACCGUAUCCUUCCUCGCCGCGGCCCCAGCUCCCCCUGCCCUUCCCUCUCCCCCUUCGACAUCCCUGAAUAAUCAGUUCGUCCAGCUCCUUACCCGUGCACAGGCGCGACACGCCUGCAAGGGGCCUACAUGUGCCACUUCGCUGGAGUGUGGUUGCGGCCGUGCCCGCGCGCCCUCCUCCGAAGUGUGCGAUGCCCCGGGGCCUUCAGAGCGACCCUCCGCCGCCAAGACCCCGGCGCCCGGCAGGACAUAGCACCGACGAAGCCGCUCGGGGUGUGUAAAGUGUACGUGCCUGUGUUGAGUGUAAAUGUUUUGUACUGUAAGAAGCGUCUCCAAGACUCGAAACUCUGCCUUUCACCUUCGGUGUAUGUCAGUCGUAUAAAAGUUUCAUACUGAAUUCAUCUUCACCUGCAUCAUAAUGUCUAGCCAUAAUUUUUACUUUUGUAAAUCUGUGUGAAUACAAUUUGUAAGAAUAAAACAGAUAUAACAU
Penaeus monodon (black tiger shrimp) is the source of this 1166-nucleotide messenger RNA. RefSeq lists its product as uncharacterized. Gene Ontology annotation, molecular function: calcium ion binding. Gene Ontology annotation, biological process: homophilic cell-cell adhesion. Lineage: Eukaryota; Metazoa; Arthropoda; Malacostraca; Decapoda; Penaeidae. The record is from RefSeq and is a predicted model, not a curated record.